Trichomonas vaginalis G3 is the source of this 735-nucleotide messenger RNA. RefSeq names its product maturation of LSU-rRNA. Gene Ontology annotation, cellular component: ribonucleoprotein complex. Gene Ontology annotation, biological process: ribosome biogenesis. The record is from RefSeq and is a predicted model, not a curated record. The transcript has a single exon. NCBI's taxonomy places the organism in Eukaryota, Parabasalia, Trichomonadida, Trichomonadidae. Bases 1 to 735 code for a protein of 244 amino acids.
AUGGCUCCAAAGGCUACACGUUCAGCUCCAGAGAAAGUUAUCGAAGAUAAGGACAUCAUCCGCCAGGAACACCUCUUCGCUGAGGAGACAGCAGAGAAGGUUGCUGACAAGACAGCUCAGACACGCUUUCCAAAGUAUGUCCAACUUCAGCGCCAAAAGAGAAUCCUCAUGAAGCGCCUGAAGGUCCCACCACCAGUCAACCACUUCAACCACACACUCGGCAAGGAUGCCGCUGUCGCCCUCUUCAAGUUCCUCGAGAAGUAUCGCCCAGAGACAAAGACAGAGAAGAAGCAGCGCAACAAAGAAGAUGCUGAGAAGGCUAAGAAGGACCUCAAGGUCGCCGGCUCUGGCAACAAGAAGGCUCUCGUCCAGGGUGUCAAGAAUGUUACAGCUGCCAUCGAGUCCAAGAAGGCCCAGCUCGUCAUCAUCGCUCACGAUGUCGACCCAAUCGAACUCGUCAUCUGGAUGCCAGCUCUCUGCCGCAACCUCGAAAUCCCAUACUGCAUUGUCAAGAGCAAGUCCCGCCUUGGCCAGAUCGUUGGCAUGAAGACAUGCUCCUGCGUUGCUCUUGCCGAAGUCAAGCCAGAAGACCGCGCUGCCUUCACAAAGAUUGUUGACUCCGUCAACUCUGGCUUCCUUGCUCACUACAAGGAAGAGAUGCACCAGUGGGGUGGUGGUGAACUCUCUGAGAAGACAAUCGAGAAGCUCAAAGCUCAGGGCAAGUAUAAAGAAUAA